AUGACGCAGGUGACACAACAGCGUUUUGGCUGCUACAUUGGUAACAUUGACCGCAGUGUAUCGCUGGAUGUACUUCGUCAGGUGUUUUCACAAUGUGGCACCAUAAUCGACUGCUCUCUCAAUGGAAGGGACGAAGAUCCGUACCGCUAUGGCUUUAUCGACUUCGCCUCUGAGAAUGAUCGUGCGCGUGCGAUGAAGUAUAACGGUUUCACAUUAGCUGGAAGAAAGAUUAAGGUGGGAGUUAGCAAGGGCAACGUCGGACGACCAGAAGGUUUUAACAAUACCAACACCAAUACCAAUAACAACAACAAUACCAAUAACAACAAUAACAACAACAGCAACAACAACGCAACGAACAAUGCGGGUAAUCAAGAUCAAUCACAAAUGCAACAGCCCCAAAUUCCUGCAAUAUCACUUGCGGCAAAUCUUCUUCCAUCCAUUGUUCAGCAGCAACAACAAAGCGCACAGCUUCUUCUACAACUUAUUCAUCAAGGUGCCAUAGAUGUGAACAAGUUGUCUCCUGACCAGCAACAGAUACUUAUGGCCAAUCUCAUCCCACAGACGGCGCCCCCCGCACCUGGAAUCCCGGCCAUUCCACCCGCAGCGCCUAUAGCGUACCCGCCAAUGCAGCAGAUGUGGGGUGCGGCCCGCGGUGGGGGUGUUGGAGUGGGCGGCGGCUACCAGAACGUGGCGCCCGUAAACCGCAAUAUGGCCUUCACCCGCGGCCCGGCGAACCCGAUGCCGUCGGAGGAGACGAUGAAGUUGCGGGAGGUGCAGCGGAAACAAUUCCUCGACGUUGUGCGCCGCGACGCGGAGAAGUACGAGCGGAAGUUGCAGGAGCGCAGUGUGAAGGAGGGCCGCGCCGGCUCCGUGUCCGGCAGCGACGAUAGCACAUCCGACGAGGAGGGCGGGGAUCGGCAGCGGCGGGUGCACCGGCGGAAGGAGGGGACCGAUGGAAACACCGCCCAGCCGCACGACAGCACCGGCAGCAACAAAAACAACAACAAUGAGAGCCAGGAGAACAGCGAGGGUAAUAAUGCCACAUCCACCGCAGACAGGAACGACGGCGAUAGCCAAGACGACGGGAACAACGAAAACGAACAUAAUAAUAAUGAUAAUAAUAAUAAUAAUAAUAAUGGUAAUGAUAACAUUUCCGGUAGCAGAGGAGAAGUAGAGGAAAUGAAUGAAAACAAUGAAAACAGUGCGAUGAUGGAGGAAAAGGAGGAAACCAAAGAAUCAGCAGACGAUCGUGAGCACAUUUAG
This is a messenger RNA of Trypanosoma theileri, 1263 nucleotides long. Its product is annotated as putative RNA-binding protein. NCBI's taxonomy places the organism in Eukaryota, Euglenozoa, Kinetoplastea, Trypanosomatida, Trypanosomatidae. The transcript has a single exon. Gene Ontology annotation, molecular function: RNA binding. The record is from RefSeq and is a predicted model, not a curated record. Bases 1 to 1263 code for a protein of 420 amino acids.